AUGGAUUUACCGGCCGAAGGUCCUAGCAAGGAAUAUCCCAAGGCUUUCAACGAGACAUACGCUGACGACAAACACGGAGACCCAUUGUGGAAGCAGCACCUUUCAUUAAACGAUAGGCCCAUGAUGACUCUGCCCCCUUUUGGUGUGAAAUGGUUGCCUUCUCUCCCACUCAUUGGGAAGAAGGUGGACACAAUCUAUUAUUGUCGGAAGGAGGUUGCCCGUCUCAAUGUCGAGAUAGAGCAGGACCAGAGCGCACCAGUACCCACUCAUGAACUCUGCUUUUAUCCCGUUCAACCGGCAAGUUGCCACCGCGCAUAUGGCCUGUCAGUCGCUUUCUCAUUACAUCGCACAGUAGAUGUGCCCUCGCCACAUUGAGGUCUCUCCCGAUGACGUCAUCUGGUCCAAAAUGAAGAUUUCUUGGUGGCAGAGGUAUUUGCGCAUUGCCGGUAUUACUAUAGCUACAGGCGGUUUGAUCGUUGGAUGGGCUUUCCCGGUCGCCAUUAUUGGUUUGGUUUCUCAGAUUGAUUAUCUCACGGAAACGGUCCCAUGGCUGGGGUGGAUUGAUAAGCUUCCCAAUUUUGUUCUUGGUCUGGUCCAAAGGUCUGCUCCAAAGUGUUUUUCCUCCAAUGGGUUUGGCAAUCUUAGUGGCAUUGUUGCCCAUUAUCCUUAG
Messenger RNA from Tuber aestivum (summer truffle), 670 nucleotides. The record is from the annotation of a GenBank genome assembly. Lineage: Eukaryota; Fungi; Ascomycota; Pezizomycetes; Pezizales; Tuberaceae.